Thermothielavioides terrestris NRRL 8126 is the source of this 1960-nucleotide messenger RNA. RefSeq lists its product as uncharacterized. Bases 119 to 1711 code for a protein of 530 amino acids. The transcript has 6 exons. NCBI's taxonomy places the organism in Eukaryota, Fungi, Ascomycota, Sordariomycetes, Sordariales, Chaetomiaceae. The record is from RefSeq and is a predicted model, not a curated record.
CAUCCGGCAACACUUCAGGGCCCGUGUCACGUCACAUGCUCGUUUUUGUUGUUGAAGUAACUUAUUUACAGGGCAGCUUCGUCAGCUAGAUGCUGUGGCCCGUUUUCGCCUGCCCGGGAUGGAUGCCGAGUCGCUAGUCAGGACUCUACGGGCGUACGACGCGUCGUUUGAUGCAUCGGCGGUGAGGGCGGCGCUUUCGGGGCCUGAAGGCGCCGAGCUCUUGCGCUGGGCUACCGUCCACCUCACCCCGGACACACUGCUGACCGUCGAUGAGAUAACCCAAUAUGCUGCGCUCGAAGGGUCGGGCCUGGCCGAGCGGCUCGCCUCGUCAUCAGAUCUCUCAGCCGCUCGUGUUCUGUCCGACCAAGAAACCAAGGAUGCUAUCGAGGAGCUUAACCGCUCGACCCAGGCUAUCAUGCGGCAGACCGAGACGCUCAAGAAGCAACAAGAGUCUCUCGAUCGUCUUGUCAAUGCUAGCCGACUGGGCGCGCAGGACCGGGAUGCCCUUGAGGCAUCACAGGUUCGCAAAUGGAAUGCCCAGCGCAGGGACCUGGAAUCAGGCGUGGGGCAGUUGUCCGAGUCCCUGAACUCUCGUGUGCUUGAGCUGGAGCAGCGGACGGCCGGGGCGGGUGCGGCAAUUCAGCAGACGGUGGACACUUUGUUCCACUCAGACGAUAAGCUCCUAAGCAGCCUCCAAAAACUAGGGUGGGAGCUGAAAACAGAAGAUGGUGAAGAACAGGAGGAUGUCGCGCUGUUGCGCGAGACAUGCGCCAGGCUCAUCAAGUUCACGGUGGAGGGAAUUCGCACAAGACUCGACCGCAUCUAUCUCGAGUCGCUGGAGCUCACGGCGAAGACAGGCGCCAGCACCCAAGUAUCAGCGGAAGACGCCACCGCGUUACAGGAGGAACUCGAGUCCCUCUAUGCAGAGAUCCUUCCUGUCGCACAGAUGUCUACCGAGCAGCAAUUCCUUGAGCCCGCGCUCAAGAGCCUCGCCGCAAAGAAUGGUCAGAACCUGGCGAGGUCUGCCAAAGCAACCAGCUACAUUCACGAAUGCCUGGAUUACCUCAUUGACAGAGCACAAGACCUGCUCGCUCGAGUGGAAGCCUUCCAAGCGUAUCAGCUUGCCACAACGGCUGUCCUCGACAUGGCGAACUCCGUGUUGGCCGCCGAGGCCGCCGCUGGCGCUGAAGCCUCGGCGACAAGGCAGAGAGGCGGCGGGCCUGAUGACGCGGCGUCCCCGGUCCGUCCUCGGCCCAAGCAACGAGUAAGGCACUCGCAAGGCGCUCCAGAAACCGCCGAGGAAACCUCACUCGAAGAGGUCCUGCGUGCGCUUGCCAUCAGCCUCCCAGGGGCCGAGGAUGCGCCAGCCGACGUACAAGCGCAGGCAGGAGAGCUAGCCUCUACCCUUGCCAACCGGCGGGCGAAGGUCGACGAUAUCGCCAGCAACGUCCAAGCGUCCUUUGAGAACGCUGCAGCGAAGCAAGUCACCGACAUGAAGCUCGCAAUCCAGCUGGUGCGCGACUCCAUCCUGGCCGAGAGUCCGUUUGGGGAUGUGCGGCUUGUGGACCCUGAGAUCGAAGGGUCUAUCGCGGUGCUGACCCAGGAGCUGGCCACCGUCGACGAGAAGCUGAAAAGCCUCGACACCGGUGUGGCCACCUUACGGGGUCCGAACGCGAAGAGAGAUGAGCUCAUCAGCCGCUGGGGUUCAUGAGCCUUUCUAAGGCCAGCACCAUCACUGGUUCCUGGCUCUUCGUCCACAUGACACCCAACAGGAUACGCAACACGCUGGGGACUUGCACCGGUGCCGAAGACCCAGCGCAGAACAAUAAAGAGCCGGGACAAUUCACGGGAUGCCCUCUGGACCUUCCAGCCGUUCUCUGCAAGCGCAGGAACUGGUAUCACCGUCUUUCGUGUCCAUCCACUCGCCGUAUGGAGAGGGUCACCAAGACGGACUUGGAAC